UGAAGGUCAGUGGCUGAGCUCUGCUGGGGCCACACCGGUCUUGAAGCUCAACCCCCUGCAGCAGCUGUCAACAGGAAGUUCAGGGCUGUGGCGCAGCGACCCGGGACACCCAGGACACCCGGGACACCCAGGACACCCGGGACACCCAGGACACCCGGGACACCCGGACACCCUGGACACUCAGGGGCGCUGCGCUCUGGGGCUGCGCAGGGAGCUCCGCGGGUCCGGGCGCCGAGCUGGGCGCCCCGUGUGCGGGGGAGGCUGAGCCGAGUCAGCACAGCUUUCUGUUUCUGUUCGUCUCCAUCUUGGCUGGAGCCGCCCGGGGGCCGGAGGACAGAAAGAAAUGGAGAGAGGAAAGGAAGACAAGAGAGGGGGAGAGAAAGAUAGACACCUGCAGACCUGCUUCACUGCCUGUGAAGCGACUCCCCUGCAGGACUCCUCCACUGGGAAAAGUUCUCAGAAGAAAUGAAGAGAGCCAUCAGAAAUGAAGCCGGAAGCCUUCUGGCCUUGUGCUGACUGGACUCAGCCUUCCCUGCAGGGUGACACUGUGCAGGAUGUCUGCUGAGGUCAUCCAUCGCAUUGAAGAGGCCCUUGACGAAGAUGAGAAGGAGACUCUGCUCUUUUUGUGCCGGGAUGUCACUGCAGAUAUCUCCCCACCUAAUGUCCGGGAGCUUUUGGAUGUCUUAAGUGAGAGGAGGAUGCUGUCACCUGCAGUCCUGGCUGAGCUGCUCUACAGAGUCAGGCGCUUUGACUUGCUCAAGCGGAUCCUCAACAUGGACAGAAGGGCUGUGGAGGCCCACCUGCUGCGGCACCCGCCUCUGAUUUCAGACUAUAGGGUUCUAAUGAUGGAGAUUGGUGAGGGCUUGGAGAAAUCUGAUGUGUCAUCAUUAACUUUCCUCCUAAGGGAUUACACGGGCCGAAGCAAGAUGGUCAAGGAUAAGAGUUUCUUAGAUCUUGUGAUCGAAUUGGAGAAACUGAAUCUGAUUGCUCCUGAUCAAUUGGAUCUAUUAGAAAAAUGUCUAAAGAACAUCCACAGGAUAGAUUUGAAGACCAAGAUCCAGAAGUACAAGCAGUCUGCUCAAGAAACAAGUUAUGUCAACUCUGUCCUCCAAGUGUCUUUCCCAAACUUGAGUCUUAAGGAUCCUUCAUAUAAUUUAAUGCUUCAGAAUGGGAGAAGUAAAGAACAAAGACUCAUGGAACAACUUGCAAAGCAACGAGAACCUGUGAAGAUAUCCAUUCAAGAAUCAGGAGCAUUUUUGCCUCAGAACGUGCCAGAAGAAAGAUACAGGAUGCAGAGCCAGCCCCUCGGAAUCUGCCUGAUAAUCGACUGCAUCGGCAGUGACACAGAGGUUCUUCGAGACACCUUCAUUUCCUUGGGCUAUCAAGUCCAGUAUCGCUUAUAUCUGCAGACUGAAGACAUAUUCGCCACCCUGCAGGAAGUUGCCUGCAUGCCUGAACACAAGCACUACGACAGUUUUGUGUGUGUGCUGGUGAGCCGAGGGGACUCCCAGAGUGUGUCUGGUGUGGAUGAGACACAUCCUGGGUUUCCUCUGGAGCACAUCAGGAGGAUGUUCAGAGGAGAUGUGUGUCCUUUUCUCUUAGAGAAGCCCAAGCUCUUUUUCAUUCACAGCUAUGUUGUGUCAGAGGACCCGCAGGAGGACAAGGGUCUCCUGGAGGUGGAUGGGCCAGCCCUGAACAAUGUGCAAGCCAGGGUGAGGCAGCAUGGGCACAGCAUAGUUCACCGGGAAGCUGACUUUUUCUGGAGCUUGUGCAGAGCAGAUGUGUCCUUGCUUGAGCGGCCUUCCUCCUCACCAUCCCUGUACCUGCAGUUCCUCUCCCAGAAACUGGGCCAAGAAAGAAAACGCCCACUCCUGGAUCUCCACAUCGAACUCAAUGGCAGGAUAUAUGACUGGAACAGCAGGGUGUCGGCUAAGGAGAAGUACUAUGUCUUUCUGCAACACACUCUGAGAAAGAAGCUGGUCCUCUCUUGCAAAUGAAAGACCCAGAAGUCCGGCAUAGCCUCUCAGCCUUUGUCAGUAGAAUGGCUUUCCAGGUAGUGUGAGCAUGUGUAGCAUGGUUGGGGUCAGGUACUGGCCCGAGCUGAAAAGACUCCGUGAGAAGGCUUGACUGGAAGGGUUGUUUGAAAUGUGGUUUUUAAGAUGAAAAGUACUAGCCGUUAUGCUCAGACAGCUCGGUAGGUCCAUUGGACAGAUGUGCUGGGGAGGAAAAGACUUUGAAAACUGAAUCCUGACUGAAUUGUGUGUCAGAGUUCCAGCUCAAGUAAACCAGGGCCACAGAGAGAAGCAUUUGGAGUACUAGAGCCAGUUAGCCUGUCAGUGUCCACUCUAAAAAAAGUCACAGUCAAGAUAGAAAGCCAUGCAAGCAGAAUAUAACAAACACAUGUAAUCUCAGCUACUAGAGAACACCUUGUGAGCCAAGGCAUAGAUUUUUUUCCCUCACACUGUUGGCGGAGGCCACAGAGGAGAGGGCCCCCUUCCUGGCAGUGAGGCGCUGGGUUUCUUUAGCAGCUCCAGGCUGGGGCACUGAUGGUCUUGAGGGGUGGCUGGGCAUAUAUGUUGGCUAUGUUUCCCUUGCCUCAGGGUGACUCUGGGGAAGUUGUAGUGUGUGACCUUGUGGAACAGAUGGUGGACUUGGUGUAGGAGCUGAGAGAGGGUGGAAUUACAGGCGUUGAGCUCCUGAGUGGUGAAAGAGGGGACCAGCAUCAGCUCCUGGGCUCAGGCAUUCUUGAGGAAAGCUGUGAAUCUUGCACAUUUUUUUUUUUUUUCUGUACACAAGCUCUGGACGUAAGACAAGGUGACUGUCUUCAUCCACUUGGGUUUCUCAGAGUGCCACAGACUGAAUGACUAAAGCAAACCUUGAUUUCUCAUAGUGCUUGAAACUCAAUAGCCCAAAAUCAGGGUGCUGGUAGAUCUGGUGUCUGGUGAAGUCCCACUGCUGGGUUUACCAGAUGGUUAUCUUCUGGUUGCGUCCUCAGGAAAAGCAGAGGCGUUGGGGGGCGGGGGGGGAGGUUGAGGGCAGAGAGGAAACAAGUGCUCUUGCGUCUCUGUCUGUAAUUCUACUCAUGACGGCUCUACCCUGAUGACCUUCCAAAGGCCCCUCCUAAUACAACUUCAUUGGAGACUAGGAUCUUCACCUUUGAGUUCCGGGGGGACGCAGUAUUCAAUCCACAGCAGUGGCACAGCUCCUUUAUCAGAAUGGGCCUCCAGGCACUGAACUAAGGCUUCUGCUUAGACACAAAGGUUUUGGCUUUUAGUGUAAAAAAACACAUCACUUCACUGGGGUAAAUAAUUUUCAAACUACUGGGUAUACACCCCCCCUACACACAUACACACACACACAAACGCGAAUGUUAAUUAUCUUUGCCAGUAUGGUUACACUGGCAUCACUACCUCUUUUGUGAGUAAAUUACUGCAAAAUGCCACUCAGCUGAUAAAUGAGUCUUCUCUGACUCACAGAAUGACCACAUAAACUGAGAAUAUUAUUUAUAUUUAUACUAUAUUACUUUCUGUUUUAUGUGUAAUUAUGUAAUAAAGUUCAAAAUCUUAUUUUUUAUUUUAUUAGUGAUUUAAUAAUGAUUGAUCAAAAUCUUAAUUUUUUAUAGAGACAGAGGCAGUGAGAGAGAGAGAGACUGUGAAGGAGACCAUAUUUCCUUCAGGGCUGUGGGGCUGGGCUCAGACCCGGGCUGUGCACAUGGCAAAGCAGUCCACCACCAAGGGGGCUAUCUCUCUAGCACUGCACAGCUCUGGCUUUUGGUGAGACCUUUGGUGUCUCAGGUAUGAAAGUUUUUUGUGUAACCUUUACACUGUCUCCCCAGCCCCAAGAUAAUAAACUUAAGUAAACAUUCAUCUGAAGUCAUAAAUCUAAUAUGUUAGAUUUUCUUAAGUCUUUUAACACAGUGAAAAAAGGCAGAGUUUACACUGAUUACAAAACUGACCAGUACACUUGAUUACAAAAAUGUUUUGCAAAGUAUAUUUUGAUCUCUCCAACCAUCACCCUUACCCUCACCUUCUCUUUCCUCUUCUCCUUCUCUUCCUCCUCCUUCUUUUUAACCAAAUAAUUGUUUAACUCUGGCUAUAAGUGGUGCUGGGGACUAAACCUGGGACCCCUUGCAUGUAAGUUCUUUCUGCAGCUACUGCACCAUCUCCCCUGCCCUCCACUCCUUCCAUUCUUUCUCUCUAUCAUUGUCAUCAUCAUAGUCACAGGGUCUUUCAGAUAGAGAGAGACAAAGAGGCAGGGGGGGUAUCAUAGGACUGAAGCUUCUUCCAGUGCAUUGGGGGGGGGGUAAGGCUUGAAUGUGGGUAGCACAGAUGGCAGAGCAGUGCACUAUCCCAGCGAGCUAUUUUGCUGGCCCCUCUCACUGUUUUCUCUUAAUGUUUUAAUUAUCUUUAUUCAUUGACUAAAGAUAGCCAGAAAUAGAGAGAGUAGGGGAAGAUAGAGGAGAGAGACAUCUAUAGCACUGCUUCACCACUUGCAAAGCUUUCCCCCUGCAGGUGGGGACUGGGGGCUCAAACCCGGGUCCUUUCACAUUGUAACAUGUGCACUCAACCAGGUGUGCCACCAUCCAGCCCCUCUUUAUUUAUUUCUUAAUUGACUUAUUUUUUUUAAGUUUGUCGUUUGCACUGUUGUCUGUUUUUUCUGAAUUUCAAGGUGAUUAGCCAUCAUGGUGAUUGUAAUGAGAAGUCUAAGACACAGCUCAUGUUCUUUUUCUUUUUAAUUUUUUUUAUUAUCUUUAUUUAUUGGAUAGAGACAGCUGGAAAUUGAGUGGGAGGGGGUGAUAGAGAGACAGAGAGACAUCUGCAACACUGCUUCACCACUCAUGAAACUUUCCCUCUCAUGUAGGGACUGGGGAACUAUGAGUGGGAUCUUCCCACAUUCUUCCUUCUCUUUCUGGCUCAUCUCACGCAACAUGAUUAUUUUCAUGUUCCAUUCAAGAUUAGAUGAAGAAGGUGAAGUCACCAUUUUAAAUAACUGAGUAGUAUUCCAUUGUGUAUAUAGACCACAGCUUGCUCAGCCACUCAGCUGUUGUUGGACACCUGGGCUGCUUCCAAGUUUGGGCUGUUACAAAUUGUGCUGCUGUGAACAUAGGUGUAUGCAGAUCUCUAUUUUGUAACCUAGUUUAUCCUGUGGAUUCUUGUUACAGUAUAGUUUGUGCUUAAAAAUAAUAGCAACAAUAUAGUAUUAUGUCUUAUCCUGAAAAUUGAAUUUUGAAAAUCUUUCAUGGGAAUGUGUGUCUUCUUAUAUAACUGUUGCAUCAUUCAAAAAUUUGUAAAAAUUUAUUUAUUAAUCAGAGGGAGAGAAAAGGGAACAACUAUGGCACUUACAGUGGUAAGGAUUGAACUUGGAACCCCAUGCAUGAAAGUCCUGCACUCUGUCCACUCUGCCCAUUGCACAUAUCCCCCUGGUCAUUCAAAGAAACAUAUAAUGCAGUAUAGGAGAUGGAACUCAGGGUCGCAUGCAUUCUUUUUUUUUUUUUUUUUUUUUAGCAGAGCACUGAUCAGCUCUGGUUUAUGAUGGUGCAGGGGAUUGAACCUGGGACUUCAAAGCCUCAGGCAUGACAGUCUGUUUGCAUAACCAUUAUGCUAUCUACCCCUGCCCACAUUGUCUUUUUUAACUGCCAUCAUACUACUUAUUUUGGAAAGGCUGAACCCAGCCUUGCAAAUGAUGGAAGGAUUUUGCAGGUUGAGAUGGAGACAGAAGUGUAUUUCAAGAAAGGAAACAAGUGAAGCGAAGGAGCAAAUAGGGCAAGUGCAAGGUGUAUUCGAGGAAUGGUUUGUGUCCCUUUCAACAGGAGGGGAGAGGAGGUCCACAGUGCUGAGUGGUGAGGCAUGAUUGCUCUGCUCAGCAUGUGAAGACCUCCCUAAAGGCCCUAUAUUACCCUUUAGACAGUUCUCAUGUCAUAUUUUCUCUCUCUCUUUCUCUCUCUCUCUCUCUGUAUAAUGGUGGAGUUUCUUGUAGUAAGUCGACUCCUCCUCCUCUGGCCCUUAUCCACACACAUUUGAUUUAAAGAAAUGCUUUUUUUUAAAAAAAAAAAAGUUUAUUUAUUGAUGAGAAAGCUAGGAAGAGAGAGGAAGAACCAGACAUCACUCUGGUACAUGUGCUGCCAGGGAUUGAACUCGGGACCUCAUGCUUGAGAGUCCAGUGCUUUAUCCACUGUGUCACCUACAGGACCACAAGAAAUGCUUUUCUUAUUGUUCCCUGAGUACUUUAGAGAAAUGUUUUAGAUAUACCAGACAGACAUGUUUAGAUUAAAUAGUACUGUGAAUACUCAUGUUCCCAGACCCCACUUGAAUAAAAUAUAUAUGAGCACUAAAAAUAUAUGAGUACUCUUAAGGCAUUUUUAGUGCAGGUUCUAAAUAUUCUCAAAUAUAAAAGAGAUGGAUAUGUUGAGAUAUUAAAAACUUUAUGGUAACUCCAAAAGGAGAUUUGCCAAAUAUUUAGUAAGGGGUAUAUGGUUAGGAGAUGUCCUCUGAUUGGUAUCUGAUAUUAAAUUAAAUGUGCAGGCACAGAACUUUGAUGGUGGAUGUAGUGUGGAUACCCUCUGUAAUUUUUUUUCUAGAUAAAGACAGAGAAGGAGAGGGAUAGAGAGAAAGAGGGGGGUGGAGAAAGGGGCUAUGACACUGAAGCUUGAUUCAAUGCAAUGGGGAUGGGCUUAAACCUAGGUUGUGCGUGUGGCAAAGCAGAACACCACCCAACGGAGCUAUUUCACCCCAGCUCCACCCUGUGAUUUUUUUGAUCUUGUAAACCACUAUUGAGUGUGUAGGAAAAAAAAAUUUUUUUUUUUAGUGCAUUGAAUUCUCAAAAUAUCUCUUUGAGAUAGGAGGUAAUUCAUUCUCUCUCUCUUUCUUUUCAUUUUAUGGUAGAAGCAAAUGAGCCUGUAAUGAUAGAUGGCUUACUCAGGGUCACCCCACGUUAGGAUAUAAACUCAUUAAGAGUCACUUCAGGAUGCAAACUGGAGGCCCUGUCUUAUUUGCAGCUGUCUCAGAAUGUCAAUGUAGAACUCAGUCAAGGCUUUUAAAUUCAGUGAAUGACCUUUCAAGAACCUCCCCUUGGGCAUCAGGAAGGAAACUCAAUGCUGGAGUGCAAGAGUUCCAUGCAUCAAGUCCCACGUUUGAUUUCUAGCACUGCAUAUGCAAGGGCCGUGAUUGGGCAGGGAUCUCUUAUCUUACCACUCAGUAAUAGAGAAACAGAUCCUUUGCGAUGUGGGAAAGGAUAAAAUGUUGGACUGUCAAACAUGAAGUUCUGAGUUCAAGCCUUGGUAUCAUAUAUGCCAGAAUGAUGCUCUGCUUGUCUCUCUCUCAUCAAAAAAAUCUUAAAAAAAACACAAACUCAGCUGCAGCCUGGGAAUUGGCACAGGGGGCAGAGUACUGGGCUUGUGAAGUUCUAAGUUUGUCUCCAGAAUUGCAUGUGUGAGAAUGAGGCUUUCUUUCCCUCUCUCUCUUUCAUAAAUAAAAAAACCUUUUUAAAAAGUCCUCUGUUAUAUCACCUAGUGUGUAUACUAAAUGUCACAGAUAACCCAGCUCCCCAUGAAUACAUGUAGUGUCACCUAAACAGUAGAUUGGAACCAAACAAGUCCUUGUUAUUUUUUAUUUUUUGCUAUUAUGGUUAUCCAUGGGGCUUGGUUCUACUCCACCAUUUCUGAUGGCUUUUUUUUUUUUUUGUUUGUUUGUUUCCUUUUUUAUUCUUUUCUGAUAGAGACAGAGUGUAGCUCUGACAGUCAUUACUUUUUCUUUCUUAUUUAUUUAUGAUUGUUUUUUCACCAGAGCACUGUUCAGCUCUGGCUUAUAGAAGUACUAGGGAUUGAACUUGGGACCUCUGAGACUCAGACAUUACAGCUUGUAGGACAAACUGCUGUCCUGUCUCUUUCCUUUUACUUUCUCUUUAGUUUUUCCUUUUCCAGAAUGUCAGGUAGUUAGAAUCAUAGAGUAAUGAAACUUUUCAGACUGAUUUUUUUAAAAAAAAUUAUUAUGUUUAUUUAUUGGAGAGACAGACAGAAAUGGAGAGAAAGUAGGAAAUAGGUACAGAUAGAGACACCUGCAACACUGCUUCACCACUGGUGAAGCUUUCCCCUACAUGUGGGGACCAUGGGCUUGAACCCUGGCCCAUGAACAUUGUAACAUGUGCACUCAACCAGGUACACCACCACCCGGCUUCCAGAAUGAUUUCUUUCACUUAGUGAUUUGUAUUGAGAGUUCUAGCAUGUUUUCUUAGCUUGAUAACUCAUUUAUUUUUAUUGCAGAACAGAAUUCCAUUGUGUAAAUAUAGCAAGAUUUUCUAUUCACUCACUUGAAGGGCACUACUCUUGAUUCCAAGGUUAGCAUUAUAAAUUUAGCUGCUACAAAUACAUUUGUUUUAUUUUUGUAUGGACACAUGCUAACUCAAUUGGAGGACAUACCUAGGCGAGCCAUUGCUGGAUUACCUGUAUGAAACUAUGUUAAUGUGUGAGUUUAACCUGUAUGUAAUUAUGGAAGAAACUGCUUAAGGGGCUGUUCCAUUUUGCAGAGUUUCUGUCACUUUGUUUCCAUUUUGGUGCUGUUGGUGUUUGGGCUUUUAUAUUAUGGUUGUGUAUGAGUAAAAUCUUUUCCCAUCCUUAUUUGUCAUUCAUUUAUUUUCUUUGUUGAAACAUAUGUUCAUGUCUUUUGCCCAUUUAUAGUUAAGCUGUUGUUGUCAUAUAGCAAAAUUUUAAUUGUUCAUUUUGUAUUCUGAGUUCAUUAUCAGAUAUAUGUUUGUACAAGUAUUUUCUCCCAGUUCGUGGUUUAUCUUUUAAUUCUCUUAGUAGUGCCUCUGAGAGAGUAGAAACUUGAUGAUAAUGAAGUCAAACCUAGCUUAUCUUUCUCAUAACUUAUACUUUUGGUGUUGUAUCUAGGGAAUCAUCUCCAGACACAAGGGCACCCCCCUUUUUUUCAUAGAAAUUCUGUCUUGGGCUGGGGAGAGAGCAUAAUGGUUCUGCAAAAGGUUCUCAUACCUAAGGCUCUGAGGCUCCAGGUUCAAUUUCCAGCACCACCAUAAGCCAGAGCUGAGCAGUACUCUGGUCUCUCUUUCAUUAACAAUAAAUGCUUAAAAAGUGUUUUAAAAAGAAAUGUCAUCUUCUAAUAGUUGUAGGUUUUCCCCUUUUACAUUUAAAUCUGUGUUCUAUUUUCAGUUAUUUUUUGUGAAAGUGGAAGGAAGUUUGUCUCUGUUUUUUCACGAGUUUAAUUAUUGCACUUAUGUAAAGACUGUCUGUUCACUAUUAGAAUAAAUGCAACUGUACUGUAUCCCAUGAGGUGGCACAAUGGAUAGAGUUGGACUCACAGCAUUAUUGUAAUAAGAAACAAAAACUUCCACAGGCUAUGGCUGGUGUUUAACAAAUGAAAAGUUUAUUGCAUCUCGGGAUAUUUAAGUACAUAAAAACCGUGGCAGCAAAAUAGGCAAAGGAGUUUGGAUCAGCUAGUCUUGAUGGCGAGGAGACAUGAAUCUUUAAGCUAGUUACCAAUUGGACUUCGUGUGUUCAAGUCCCCGGGGAAGCGGCUUGGCGGGUCCAGCAAGAAGGCGAACAGGCGAAGAGCCGUAGAAACUGAGAGGUUGCUGGCAGACACUUGCUUAAAUAACUUUCUAUGGGGUUGUAUUGUUAUAUGGACAACUGAGAAAUGUUAUGCAUGUACAAACUAUUGUAUUUACUGUCGAAUGUUUUUUAAAACAUUAAUUCCCCAAUAAAGAAAUAAUAAAAAAAGAACAUUCUUUGUACCCAAAUUCCCUUGCAUAUUCUGUAAGCUCGUCAGGCUGACGUCAGCCGUAUGCUAAUUGUGUUCAUGUACCAAGAAAUCAUGAGAUCCAGAGUCUGAUUCCUGUUAUCCCAAGUGCCAAGGUGAUGCUCUGGUCUUCUCCGCAACUCUUUUAGAUAUAAAUAAAAAAAUCUUUUAAAA
Messenger RNA from Erinaceus europaeus (western European hedgehog), 9920 nucleotides. RefSeq names its product CASP8 and FADD like apoptosis regulator (gene CFLAR). Gene Ontology annotation, biological process: proteolysis; negative regulation of extrinsic apoptotic signaling pathway via death domain receptors. The record is from RefSeq and is a predicted model, not a curated record. Lineage: Eukaryota; Metazoa; Chordata; Mammalia; Eulipotyphla; Erinaceidae. Gene Ontology annotation, molecular function: protein binding; cysteine-type endopeptidase activity. The coding region runs from base 555 to 1997 and encodes 480 amino acids. The transcript is spliced from 11 exons.